GUACGUGGCCGUUGGAAACGAACCUUUUCUAAAGACAUACAAAGCCAGUUACCUUGGAACGACAUUUCCGGCUCUCCAAAAUAUACAAGCUGCCCUGAUCAAAGCUGGUUUAGGGCGUCAGGUCAAGGUUACCGUCCCUCUAAAUGCAGAUGUCUACCAGACAGACAGCGAUCUACCCUCGGGUGGUAAUUUUCGAUCCGACAUACAUGAUCUCAUGAUCUCCAUCGUCAAAUUCCUUAGCGACAAUGCUGCCCCCCUCACCAUCAACAUCUACCCAUUCCUCAGUCUAUAUGCCGACCCCCAUUUCCCAGUUGGCUAUGCCUUCUUCUCUGACAAUUCUUCUCCUGUUGUCGAUGGCCCCAUCACUUACACCAAUGUCUUUGAAGCCAAUUACGACACCCUCAUUUGGGCUCUUGAGAAAAAUGGCUUUGCAUCGAUGCCCGUCAUCAUAGGCGAGGUCGGAUGGCCAACGGAUGGUGACCCUAAUGCAAACAUAGGCUAUGCUCGUAGGUUCAAUCAAGGUCUCCUCAACCGCAUCAUUCAAGGCCAAGGCACCCCCAAAAGGCGAAACCCACCAGACAUUUACCUGUUCGCACUCCUCGAUGAGGACGCCAAAAGCAUCCAACCUGGGAAUUUUGAGCGACACUGGGGCAUCUUUAAAUACGAUGGAACCAUCAAGUACCAACUGAACAUGGGAAACAAUAGAACUCUAGCCCCUGCCAAGGGUGUCCGGUAUUUGGCGAGGCAAUGGUGUAUUAUGGCACCUGAAGCAAGCAACUCCGACCCCAAUCUGCCACAGAGCAUCAACUAUGCUUGCACCUACGCCGAUUGCACGAGUCUGGGAUACAGAUCCUCGUGUGGCGGGCUAGAUGUUAGGAGCAAUGCUUCGUAUGCUUUCAACAUGUAUUAUCAGACAAUGAACCAACAGAGAGGUGCAUGUGAACAAUUCCACAACUUAUCGACGACGACAACCAUUGAUCCAUCUGGAAGCAGUGUUUGUAGAUUCGAGAUCAUGAUCGACCUGGGAAGACAUGAGCAAACUCAAAACCCAAACACAUCGUCAUCUGGAAGAAAGCGAAGACCAGUUACAAGCGUAGCGUUUCUAUUGGCAUUGAUCAUUGGUGGUGUUCUCUGAGCUCUAAAAUUGUCCACUUUCCAUUGACUUUGUGCCCGGAGAUGGGAGUCAAUGUGUUUUCAAAAAGGUCCGAGGGUCUCUUUACUAUUAGAGCAAUCCAAUCCAUAGGGAAUGCCAUUGAUAUUUAUACCAUAGAAAAGACUCCACUGUUGUGUUAGGUCCUUUUCGGUUUGGGGUUUUAUAUCCUUAUGGUGGUAAAUCGUUAAGGAUUGUGUGAUGGAAGGUGAUGUGGUAAGCAAGUUUCAUUCGCGGAACUUGUCAUUUGUACUUACUAACUUAUAUAAUAAGGGACAAUGAAUUUUGAAUUUUUAGAGAAAAAGUAAAACUCA
Ilex paraguariensis (yerba mate) is the source of this 1464-nucleotide messenger RNA. Lineage: Eukaryota; Viridiplantae; Streptophyta; Magnoliopsida; Aquifoliales; Aquifoliaceae. The record is from the annotation of a GenBank genome assembly.